AUACCCCUUUUUGGUGUAGAAUUAUUAUAGUUUAAGGCUAGUUCUUAAGACUUUUAAUACAAAAUGGACAAAGCGGAGAAACCCUCAAGACUUUCGGACAACUUCCUGUACAUGUUGGAGUUUGUGAUAGAUGAUCUCCUGAUUACGCGGCCCAAUCUCUGUGCUCCGGAGGAGUAUCCCACCUGCACGGAGAUCACCUUUCGAUCGAUCUUCCUGAACAUUCGCGAUAGGGAGAAUGGGGAGUGUGUUAACCCAUGUUCGCCCAAGUGCGGAAAGUGCACUUUGUUUACUUUAGAUUCUCCCAUUACCGACGAGGAUGUAAUGCAUAUUCAGGUCUAUAAGAAAAGGACGGAGGAUUGCAAGUUCCUGCUGGGAUUAGCAGAACUCCCGAUGAAGCCAAUCUUUGAUAGGGUGAAGAAAGAAUUUGAUUUCCGGAAUAUAAACUGGGAGGAGAACGUGAUGACGCACGUUUCGGGAUUGCCCAAGAUCAGGGGUCCUUGCAAAAGGAUCAAUGCCUGUGUUACCUGCUACGAGAAACACAGGGAGCGCCGCGAACAAUGGUGUCCCACAUCGGAGCUGACCAAGCGGAUGCUGCCCCUGUUCAAUCUCUGCAAGAUGCAGACUGGGAAUAUAGUUUUGAUCCUGCGACUGGUGUGCAAUGGUCCUUCGGUUGUGACUUCUUUUCCUGUUCAACUUCCCAAAUGCAAGGAUCCCUGCUGCACUGGAUGCUGUUCUGGUUGCUGUCCUCCCGAACCAAUUUGGCCUGCUCCUUGUCCCUCGCCCUUUGAUCCCUGUGAUCCUUGCAAAUCCAUAAAGAAUACGAAGAAGAAGGCGUAGGAAACUGGGAGCUAUUGCAAGGGAUUUCUGUUCAUCUAGUAAUCUUGAGGUAUUCAUGUUCGUCGAGGAAGCCCGCUGAUUUAAUAAGAUAUUAGUGAUAUAUCACCUAUAACAAUUUAUAAAAAUAAAUAAAAUACUUUAUAAUUUUCUACAUCAA
Drosophila takahashii is the source of this 994-nucleotide messenger RNA. RefSeq names its product Booster for Crq (gene Bfc). The record is from RefSeq and is a predicted model, not a curated record. NCBI's taxonomy places the organism in Eukaryota, Metazoa, Arthropoda, Insecta, Diptera, Drosophilidae.